AAAUCGAAGUUGUCUUUCCCUUCCUCUGCAAACACAUAUGUCCAUUUGUACUUAAAAAUCUCCUUCUCAUACACUCCCUCAGACAAAAUUCCAGUACUCGUACCUAAUAAAGUAUGUCUGUAGUUCCUUAUCAAGAUCUUCUGUUUUAUAACAUAUACAUCUCACUGUAUCUCCUUCUCAACUCUUUGGCUGUAUCUUUUUUGCUUGCAGUGACUUGAAUUUGGAAAGAGAUCAAGCUUCUCAAUCAAUGUCACACUUGUGUCAACUUCAAUCUCUAACCUAAUCCUUCUAGCCCUUUGUAUUGGCAGCAGUCAUAAUUGAUUCUGCGCAAUGUUUCUCUCAAACGACAGUACCAAUGACCUCAUAUCCUUAGGUGAACAACCAAUUCUUCAGCAUCCCAUCUUCCCUGACAUUAGCUUUGAUUUCAAACAAGAAGACCCUCCUUUCUGUCUCUACAGCUUCCCCCCUCCUUCCAUCUUCAACGAUGAUGAAAACGAGGAUGGUACUUUUCUUCAAAUUCACCACAAUCUCUUGUUACAAGGGCAGCAACCAGUGAACACUCUUCUCCAAAUGACCGAUCCCAUGACCGUUUUCGCUGGUGAUUCGAUCGGAUACAGCACCGGAGUAAAACCCGAAGCGACUGCUAAGCGGGUUGUUCCGAGAGAGAGGUCCUCAAAGAAAGAUCGGCACAGCAAGAUUAACACCGCCCGAGGCAUGAGAGACCGGAGGAUGAGGUUGUCCCGUGAAGUCGCUCACGAAUUCUUCAAUCUUCAAGACAUGCUCGGCGUCGACAAGGCUAGCAAAACUAUCAAGUGGUUGCUAGUGAAGUCGACAACUGCCAUUGAAGAAUUAGUUGGAGGCCUUAAGAAGACGAACAACGGCGAAAGCAUCCCUAUUGCGAGUGUUCGUUCCACAUCGGACCGUGAAGUGAUGCCUGAAAUAGGCAAAAUCGCUAAGGAUAAUCAAAAGGAGACAAUUGAAAAAAAGAGAAAGAUCAAACAAUCUCGAAAGUCUGUGUUUUGCCCUACGGCAAGAGAGUCAAGGGCAAAGGCGAGGGAAAGAGCAAAGCAAAGAACAAGGGAGAAGAUGAAGCUCCAAAGACUCAAUGGAGGGAAUCGACCUUGCGACGAAUUGACAGAGAAUGAUGUGAACGACCGACUACCAUCCAAUUGUUCCAUUGGAACUAGCGAAGACUCUGGAAAUCGAGGGAGCGGCGUCGAAGUUACUAAUAUGAAUGUGCAAGUUCAAUUUGAAGGAGAAAGUUCUUAUGAUCGGAAGAGGCAUUGUUCUGAAACAAAUGAGACAAUGGCCGAUAAUUCAUCUGAAAUUCACAACUUCAACCAUCCUCAAAGCAACCGAGUAGAGCAUCAGUUCACUGAAUUUGAAUUGUUUUGCAAGCCAUGGGAAGCCUACACCGACCAAUAUAUGCGCUAAAUUGGACAAUUUCCAAGCACUUCUCUCCAUGUCCAGAAGGGGAAAUUUUUUCAGGGUUCAGCCUACCCCAACCAAUAUAUUGCAUCCGUUUCUGUCUGGAUUUAUUUGGAAUGUUGCUGUAACUGUAAAGAGACCAAACUUGCGUGAUUUUGUGGUAAAUUGUCUUUCUAGUCGUAGAUAUGGUGAUGUUUUAGAAGGGAUGAUGGGAAGAAGAUAGAUUACAUUCUGUUAAGCUGCUUCAAGAAAACUCAAUUUCUAUGCUAUUUCCAAGCUUGUGGACC
Messenger RNA from Syzygium oleosum, 1715 nucleotides. Its product is annotated as transcription factor DICHOTOMA-like. NCBI's taxonomy places the organism in Eukaryota, Viridiplantae, Streptophyta, Magnoliopsida, Myrtales, Myrtaceae. Gene Ontology annotation, biological process: regulation of secondary shoot formation. Bases 331 to 1434 code for a protein of 367 amino acids. The record is from RefSeq and is a predicted model, not a curated record. Gene Ontology annotation, molecular function: sequence-specific DNA binding; DNA-binding transcription factor activity. Gene Ontology annotation, cellular component: nucleus. The transcript has 2 exons.